AUGAAACGCAAACGCGAGGAUAUACCGCCUCCACCACCGCCAGAUGCUACUCCAUCUCGUCGGUCGCGAGUAAGAGAUAUCACCGUUGAUCCAAGCACACCUUCAAAAGCCAAUGGCACGCCGCGAAAGGCAGUCUCGUUCCUUAACGAGCCUUCAGCAACAGAGCUCGGCAGGUCGCCGCGUACACCCAGACAGAAGCAGAUAGACGCCAACGAUGAUGGCACUGCAGACCCGCCGAUUGUGCGGAACGCGAAUCGUUCUGCGAGGAGAAAGAGUGUGAGGAAUAUGAUACAGAGGAGUAUUCGUGAGGAUUUAAUGGACGAAGAGGAUGGAUUUGAGGAAGAGGAUAAUCUUGCUCAAAGGAUUUUUGACGAUGAGGACGCUGGGAGCUCGGAGAGCGAAUCUGAUGAUGAGAAGAGUGCUGGAGCUGGUACCUCAACGCCGGCGAAGAAACCGCGUGGGAGACAAAAGAAAAAGAAAGAGAAGUCUCCACCACCCGUGGUGGCAAUCGAGGGACCGACUGCAUACUUUGAACAGAACAGAGCCAGGGCGAGGCCGUCUUCUACGACUACGACAUUACCACCGCUUUCGCCAAAGACAUACUUUCGACUUCUGGAGCAACACGACGAUAAGCAUGCAGCCGAUAUCGAACAUUUGAAUUCAUUGCACCAAGCCAAUUUCGAUCAAUGGGUAUUCGAGCUUUCCCAGGGGUUCAAUAUUUUGUUAUAUGGAUAUGGGUCGAAACGGAAGCUAUUGAUGGAGUUCAUUAAGAAGGAAGCUGCAUUAGGGAACCAUGUUGUGGUGGUUAACGGAUACGUUGGAGGUUUAACAAUUAGGGAUAUCGUCAACAUGGUUGUCAAUGCCGUAUUAGGCAUGAACCACGGUGUGAGGUUCGGAGUCAACGUUAAUGAAAUGAUGGAUAGUGUCCUUCAAAUUCUUGACGAAUAUCAGGAGAAGGAUGAAGAUAAAUCGGUCACACUAUUGAUCCAUUCAAUCGAUGCCUCAGCGCUACGAACAUCUCAAGCACAAGCUCUCCUCGCACAAUUAUCAUCACAUCCAGCAAUUCGACUAAUCGCAUCAUCGGAUAAUAUCCUCUCCUCUCUUCUCUGGGACUCAUCAACAUUAACACUUUUUAACUUCAUUUUCCACGAUGCAACCACCUUUGUUCCCUAUGACCUCGAAAUCUCCGCUGCAGACGAGUCAGAAGGCAUAGUUGAUGUUAUCACGGGAGGAACCGCGGGUAGGAGUGGAAGAAGUGGAGCUAAGGGUGUCAAAUAUGUGCUUGCCAGUUUGACGGGGAAUGCGAAGAAUCUGUAUAGGAUUUUAAUUGCUACACAGUUGACAGCUAUGGAGGACGAUGGUGCUGGGAAGGAUAAAAUGGGAACGGAGGCUUAUGGAAUUGCUUAUCGGACUUUGUAUCAGAAGGGCCUGGAGGAGUUUGUGUGUUCAAGCGAUUUGGUAUUCAAGACACUCUUGAAAGAAUUUUACGACCAUCAGAUGGUGACUUCGAGAAAGGACUUACAGGAGAGCGAAGUAUUAUGGGCACCGUUCCGCAAGGAAGAAUUGGAGAGCAUAUUAGAAGACAUCAUGCUGGGUUAA
Molecule: messenger RNA, 1599 nt
Organism: Orbilia oligospora ATCC 24927
Lineage: Eukaryota; Fungi; Ascomycota; Orbiliomycetes; Orbiliales; Orbiliaceae
Exons: 2
Coding region: 1-1599 (532 amino acids)
Biological process (GO): DNA replication
Cellular component (GO): nuclear origin of replication recognition complex; nucleus
Molecular function (GO): DNA replication origin binding
Source: RefSeq, a predicted model, not a curated record